AUGACCCAGACCGAGAGCCCCGCGCGGCUGCCGGCGAUCGGCGCGCACGCUGCGACCUCGCCCGACCCUCAGACAACGGCUUCAGUUUCAGAUUCAUGCCUAAUACGUUUAUUUUUUGUUACAGUUCGCAAUGGCUAUUCGUGUGUGCCAGUGGCGCUCGCAGACGGGUUGGACAUCAGGCUGGGAACCGCCGUCACCGACAUCCAGUACGGAGGGCCUGGUGUCACCGUGAAAGCUGUCAGCACUCGAAAUCCAUCCCAACCACAGACUUUCAAAGGUGACGUGGUACUGUGUACGUUGCCUUUGGGUGUGCUGAAGGUAGCCGUAGCGAACAAUGGACAAAACCAACAGAACUUCGUCAAAUUCGAUCCCCCGUUACCCGAUUGGAAGGUCGCAGCCAUCAAACGCCUCGGCUACGGGAACUUGAACAAAGUAGUUCUAUGCUUCGAGCGUACGUUCUGGGACCCGAGUGCAAAUCUCUUCGGCCACGUCGGCACAACCACGGCAAGCAGAGGUGAAUUGUUCCUUUUCUGGAACUUAUACAGCGCUCCGGUUCUGUUGGCCUUGGUGGCGGGGGAAGCGGCUGCUGUGAUGGAAAACGUCACUGAUGACGUCAUCGUCGGCAGGUGCAUCGCCGUACUGAAGAGUAUCUUUGGGCACGCUGCGGUCCCCCAGCCUAAAGAGUGUGUGGUAACCAGAUGGCGUGCAGAUCCAUUCGCUCGUGGCUCAUACAGCUUCGUGGCGGUGGGGUCUUCUGGCACCGACUACGAUCUCCUAGCCGCGCCUGUGCCGGGCUCACCAGGAGAGAAUAGACUGUUUUUUGCUGGUGAACACACAAUGCGGAACUAUCCAGCGACAGUGCACGGCGCGUUCCUCUCCGGUCUUCGCGAAGCAGGUCGUCUAGCAGACCUCCUUCUGCCUCAACCACCAAUCACGAACGCCAGCGUCGCUGCAGCAACGGCAGCGGCCAAUCAGAACUCUUAGUAUAAGCUCAAACAUUGUUCUCGACAGCGGAACAGCUGAUAGAGAACAAUAGUUUUGCCUGGGUAUGGUAGUUGACUGUGUAACUAAGUAAUAUUUUAAUUCAGACUUUUACGAUAAAGUUCCGACUUUAAGGGUAUUUAGUGGAUUUUUUUAGAUCGGCUUAUAGCAAUACGUAUAAUUGCCGCAAUGGAAGGGAGAAUUCGCUUUGCUACAACUCAAAAUUAUUAACUUUCUCUUAAUUUAUUGCAUACUUAUUUUUGCAUUAAACUAGCUCAUAAAUUUGUAAGGUGUUAACAGAAGGGUCAACUACCUACUGAAAGGUUUAGUAAAUUGUCCUAGUUUGAUAAGUUUUUAUUUUGCUUUUGAUCUUAAUAUUAAUUAAACAAACCAGUCGGUUUGACUUAGAAUUUAUAAACCGCUCACAUUACUCACCUGUGUCUGAAAGUAAAAAAUGCAAGCUGAAAUCAACAUUACUACAUUGAAAUAAGGUCGUAAUUAAUGCCUGAGUUUGCAAAUACUCGUCUAUUCGUCCACCACAUAUAAAUUCAAAUGUCCCAAACAGGUGUCUAAUCUCAAUAAACAGAAAACUUAAUAAAUAUUGCGAUAGAUGAAUUUGUAUUAAACAAUAGAAGAACUCUAUUCCACUUAAUUGAAUCUUGAAUUAGCAAUAAUUGUUUGGCAAUUGACGAUUGAAACAAAAACGGUUAAUUAUUCUAGAACAUGAUACUGUAUGAUUUUACUUUUAAACAUAAAAUACGUAGAUAGGCACUUGUUAGUUUUAAGCAAAUUACAUGAAACAUUGACUGUUUAAAAAAUAAUGCGUUUAGUUCGUAAGUAAGAAAAUACGAAAAUUCAUAUCGCUGUUAGACAAUUGACUGUUUUGAUUUAAGAAAUAUAACAAGUAUUGUAGUUGAUAUUACUCGAUAAAAUAAUCUGUAUUGCAUUUAAAUAAAUAGCCAAAAAAAAUUGUUGUUUAAAUUUACAGCGAAUAUUAACAAAAUGAAAUUUCAAAUUGAAUGGCUUUAUGUUAUAAAUGGAUUACAAUUGAAACUGUACAGGGUGGAAUUUAAUUAUUUCCCGUUUUUCGUUCAAUAUUUCUGGAAUUUGUGAUUCCAUAUCAAAUUUUACAUCGCUCUGUGUUAAAACGGUUUGUGUAAAUUUCACCCUUUAAUUUAUGAGCAGAAUUUAGCUCAUGUAUCUAAUUUUAAUAAAGUUUGAAUAGUUUUGUAACAAUAAAAUGUUUGAAGAGUU
Messenger RNA from Trichoplusia ni (cabbage looper), 2235 nucleotides. Its product is annotated as possible lysine-specific histone demethylase 1-like. The coding region runs from base 1 to 984 and encodes 327 amino acids. Lineage: Eukaryota; Metazoa; Arthropoda; Insecta; Lepidoptera; Noctuidae. The transcript has 7 exons. Gene Ontology annotation, molecular function: oxidoreductase activity. The record is from RefSeq and is a predicted model, not a curated record.